This is a messenger RNA of Impatiens glandulifera, 1239 nucleotides long. Its product is annotated as protein SEH1. Bases 96 to 1100 code for a protein of 334 amino acids. NCBI's taxonomy places the organism in Eukaryota, Viridiplantae, Streptophyta, Magnoliopsida, Ericales, Balsaminaceae. Gene Ontology annotation, molecular function: structural molecule activity; protein binding. The transcript is spliced from 8 exons. Gene Ontology annotation, biological process: cellular response to amino acid starvation; positive regulation of TORC1 signaling. Gene Ontology annotation, cellular component: Seh1-associated complex; nuclear pore outer ring. The record is from RefSeq and is a predicted model, not a curated record.
UUGAAUUGCGAAAAAAAACCCUAGCGGGGUUUUAGCAGUGACCGGACCGGAGAUUGAUUUGGCGCUUAAGAUUCAAACAAUGCUGUGAAUUUGAUAUGCUUGCGGAAGUCAGAGAGAUGGAAAAGUCAUUGGUGUCGCUUGACAAAGGAGCUACCUGCUCGGCGUGGAACUACUGUGGCCAGAGAUUAGCCACUGGCUCCAUUGACGGAACCUUAGCUGUCUUCGAAUCGACUGACCCUUCUUCUUCUUCAUUCACAUGUACCUCGAGAACCAAGAUUCACGAUGGCAGUGGUGUUACAAAAUUAGUUUGGGUUCCUCCGGAAUAUGGUGAUGCAGUAGCUUGUAUAUUAGCAGAUGGAUCUUUGUCAUUGUGGGAAGAGGUUUCAGAAGAGUCAGGACCUCUUGAGUGGAAGCUCUGCAAAACUUUUCAGGGAGGCUCUAACCGAGUGCUAGAUGUCCAAUUUGGAGGUUCAGCUAAAAGUUUGAAGUUGGUUGCUGCAUAUUCUGAUGGCUAUGUGAAAAUAUAUGAGCUCUUGGACCUACUAGACCUGAGGAAAUGGCAACUUCAGGCUGAAUAUCAGAAUGUCAUUGGGACAGUUUCAAAAAUUGGAAGUUGUACAUGCUUGUCUGCAUCUAUUUCCUGGAAAGUCCAAAUAGGUGAAUGCCGGCAAGAAAGUUUUGUUAUUGCUUACAAUACGGAUAUAAGCCAACUUAAUUCUGCCAAGGUGUGGGAGUUUGAUCAAGAUCAUCAAAGAUGGGUUCCAGUUGCAGAGUUAGCAUUACCAGAGGAUAAAAGUAAUCCUGUUUAUUCUGUUGCAUGGGCACCUAAUGUUGGCAGGCCAUAUGAACAGAUAGCUGUAGCAACUCAGAAGGGAAUCUCAAUAUGGAAUUUGGGACUGAAUCCCGAGAUGGACGGAAGGCUUGGUGUGGAGAAGGUCGCAUCACUCUCUGGUCAUAACGGUUUGGUUUGGCAGAUGGAAUGGGAUAUGAGUGGAAUGACACUGGCAUCAACUGGGAGCGAUGGGGCGGUUAGGUUGUGGCAAUCCAACCUUAAUGGCAUUUGGCGUGAACAGGCUAUUCUUGAGCCAACCGCCACUUAAAUACGAUCUUAGUAGAAACCUUGUUCUUGUUUGAUUUUGGAUGAUGAGAUGAGUUAAAAUCAUUAAUGUUUGUUUGUUUGUUAUUUAUCCAAUCUUAUGUAACUUCUUCCUUCAUCUUGGAAAUUGUAUUUGCUAGCCA